UCAUCGUCUCCGCUUGAAAACCCUACUCAGCCGCACUAUCUCUCUCUCUCUCUCACACAGGUAAGGAAGUGAUUUUGGGUAGAGUUUUCUUCAUUUGCAAUGGCUCCUGCUAAAGCUGACAGCACAAAAAAGUCUGAUCCAAAGGCUCAAGCCUUGAAGGCUGCCAAGGCUGUGAAGUCUGGAGCAACCUUUAAGAAGAAGACUAAGAAGAUCAGGACAUCCGUCACAUUUCAUCGGCCAAGGACAUUGAAGAAGGCAAGGAACCCCAAGUAUCCUCGCAUCAGUGCUCCACCUAGAAAUAAGUUGGACCAUUAUCAGAUUCUCAAGUUUCCAUUGACUACUGAGUCUGCAAUGAAGAAGAUUGAAGACAACAACACCCUGGUUUUCAUUGUUGAUAUCCGUGCUGACAAGAAGAAGAUCAAGGAUGCUGUGAAGAAGAUGUAUGAUAUUCAGGCCAAGAAAGUGAACACUUUGAUCAGGCCCGAUGGAACUAAGAAGGCGUAUGUUAGGUUGACACCAGACUAUGAUGCCUUGGACGUGGCAAACAAGAUUGGCAUCAUCUAAGAUAUAACUUUGUAUCCAGUGUCUUGAGCAAAGUGACUCUGUCCUUCCUUGCUAUGACAGUUUUGAUAGUAAUGAGGCAUUCUGUUAGGACUACAAAUAUCAGUUGGUUAUUUAAAUUUGUAUUGGGAUCUAUAUUUUUUUUACAACUUUUGCAAUUGGAUGCUGAUUAGGAUGAUGUGAGUUAUUUGUGGUGGUGAUUUUCCAUUGGUUACCCUAUCUUUUCUAUUUGCAAUGCCAUU
Quercus lobata is the source of this 803-nucleotide messenger RNA. RefSeq names its product 60S ribosomal protein L23a. Gene Ontology annotation, molecular function: rRNA binding; structural constituent of ribosome. The record is from RefSeq and is a predicted model, not a curated record. The coding region runs from base 100 to 564 and encodes 154 amino acids. Gene Ontology annotation, biological process: translation. The transcript is spliced from 4 exons. Gene Ontology annotation, cellular component: ribosome. Lineage: Eukaryota; Viridiplantae; Streptophyta; Magnoliopsida; Fagales; Fagaceae.